Molecule: messenger RNA, 9241 nt
Organism: Hydractinia symbiolongicarpus
Lineage: Eukaryota; Metazoa; Cnidaria; Hydrozoa; Anthoathecata; Hydractiniidae
Exons: 53
Coding region: 166-8652 (2828 amino acids)
Molecular function (GO): protein binding
Source: RefSeq, a predicted model, not a curated record
GGUGUGAAGUGUGAAAUAGCAGCUUGAGAAUUACGAUAAUGUGAAAAUUGAUGGAAAAAUAAAAGCUAGCAUUUACCUAUAGCUAGCUAGCUAUAUAGCUAUAGGCAUUUUACACUUCUAUUUAAUAUGCAAUAAAUUGCAACAGUUACAGUUUGUAACAAAACAAUGAAUUUCAAAAAAGAAUUGUUUAUUUUUAUGUUUGUAGCACUGGUAUUACCCAAAGGAGAAUGUAUUUUAUGGAGAAAGGGUUGUUUUAGGAGCAAUGAUGCUACAACCCAGAUUGUAAAAAGUAUGGAUUCUCCUAAAAGUUGUACUUUGUAUUGCCACUUAAACAGGCAGUUAUAUGCAGCAUGGAGAAGGGAAUUUUCACAUUGCUUUUGUGUAAAUUACUCCAGUCUAUUACAAUCGUGUGGAUGCAGCAAACCACACUGUGCUGUUCUUUAUUACACAAAUGUCAGCAUUAUCAAACACAUAUCCUUGGAAUCUUCAGUAAUAUCUCAGAACCAACUAAUAGUGAUCAAUAUUAAAGUGAAUACAAAGCCUUCUCAAGAAAUUUUAAACAGUAUUCAAGUGUUUCUUGACAACACAGAAGUAUCUUUCCAAAUAUCUAAUAAAAAUUUAAUAGAUUUUAACAUUUUGGUCAACACAACUCAUUUAGAAUUUGGUGAUCAUGCAGGAAAAAUUAUUUUAAAAGAUGAUGUCACUGAGGUUAUUAUAAACGAUUAUUCAUUUAAAAAGGUUAAAGGAGAACUGUUCUAUUUUACAGUAAAAGAUGACGAUGCAAAAAUAAUUCAAAAUGGUAGUAUUGCUGUCAAAUCAAACACCUGUUUAAAACUUUGCUUUUGGGCAGAGGAUCAGUUUUCUUACUUAUCUAUUCAAAUAACUCCUAAUGUUGCACUAAAUGAAACAUUUCUACUUAAAAGAGCUGAGAAAAAUUGUUCUUGUAGACUUGUUAUUGAAAUCCCUUUCAAAACAGCUGGAAUUUAUUCACUCGCAGCUAUAGCCAAGCAAACAAAUCAAUCUUAUUUUACUAAGUUGGAAAGAGUCGUCAUUGUUCAAGACAAAAUUCAGUUUUUGUGUGUGAAAGAUAUAAAUUUUGUUAUUGGAAAACAGAAUACACACAGAGCAGUUUAUGUUGGUCCAAGCACUGGUGUAACAUUCCUUUGGUAUUUUGGUAAUGAAACUGAUCCAAAAAUUACAGAUAAACCUGAAUGUAACUACACUUCUACUCAAAGUGUUGGAUUCAACCUUGUGAUAGUUGCUAAAAAUAAUGUUAGUACAAUCAGUACAGAAAGGACAAUUCAUUUGAUGUAUGAGCCAAAAAAUGUCAAAAUCAAUGCACCUCCUAAUCCAAUAUUGGAAGGAAAGGAAGUCGUGUUUUCUACAAAUAUGCUUUUUGAUGGCAACACUAAGUUUAGUUGGUCUUUCAAAAUCUUUAAAAAGAGGGUUUUAAAAGUGUCACAGGAAACACGAUUUAAAGUAGUGUUGGACAUUAUUGGAAAAGCAGAAGUUGUGUUGCAGGUGCUGAGCCCAUUAGCCAAUAAAAAUAUUACUCAUGUUCUUUAUAUUAUCAAGAAAAUUGAACCAUUUCCAGCCUUCUACAGUCACAUCUCAUGCACAUUGAUCAAAUUCAGUGUUAACCUCGAUGUUGAUGAUUACUAUGCUGAUUUUUUCAAUUCUACAUACAAUCCAUUGUUUACAUGGAAUUUUGGUGAUGGUUCAAAAGAAGUACAAACUAAGAAACCAUAUGUCAAUCAUGACUAUGGUGGCAAGUGUGGAAACACACUGAGGGCUUACAAUGCAUCAGUUAGGGCAUCCAAUGUCCUUUCAAGUUAUAUGACCAACACUCCUGUUUUUAUUCAGAAAGAUAUUUGUAACAUUCAGAUUUACUUUCCUUGGAGAUAUGGAAUUGUAAAGCAAUUCAAGCUCUCGGACCACAUAACAUUUUUGCCUGUUGUUGAUGUCAACUGUUCAAUAAAUGUAACAGCUUCAUAUCUCUGGCAGUACUCUGAUGCUACCUUAUCACAAGUCUUAAACGAAACUCUAAGUAAUAAGCUAUCGUUUACAAUCCCGGCCAAUUCUCCAAAACUCGGUGUGGGAACAUUUAAUUAUAUUUUUCAGAUCUCAACCAGUAUAGGUAUAUCUCGGUCAUAUCAAGGAACCUUCAGUAUAAUACGCAGUGGACUUAAAGCAAAAAUUCUAAGCGGUGGUGUUAGAUACAUCAACAAUGACCCAUCAUUGAUGAUUGAGUUAGAUGGCUCUAAGUCAUUUGACAUCGAUCACCCUGGUAGUGCAUCUGGAUUAAGCUAUAAAUGGGACUGUUACGUGCAAGAUGGCAAGAAAGAAAAUAAAUGUUUUCAGCCUGGAUUUAAAAUUAAUCUGAACACAAAUAAACUGAAGUUUCCUGCAAAACAUCUAUUGUACAGAUCAAAAAUUCUUUUUGUUUUGACUGUAAGCAAGGAGAAGCUAGCUUCCUCCAAUGAUACUGUAUUGCUUCUAAAAAGUAGCAUUAGUAAAACGAGUCACAUAGAAUGCAACUCUUGCAGAGGACACAAUCAAUCGUCAAGUACUAAAUCUGUAUUUACAGCUGUUUGCUUAAACUGUGAUGGCGAUGAACGCUUUGAAUGGACUAUUUACGUUAUAAAUGCGGUAAAAAAUUUAUUUUCAACAUAUUUCAAAAAAUGUAUGCCAGCCAAAUGGCCUCGACAGUAUUUAGGUGGUAAGACGGGUACUGGUGUACUUGCAAGAAGAAAAUCCACUAACAACACACUAAAAAAUAAUUGCUGCAGAUGCAAAUUCAACGCGUCAACGAUUCCUGAACAUAUAUGCUCCACCAAAAUUAUCCAGGAUAAAACAUGUCAUAUCGCUGGUAAAGAAACUAAACGAACCGAUACAACAUUAGCACCACCUGUAUCUUCAAAACAAUGGACUUUUGGUAGUGCUUCUAAGUUGUACACUAAUGCUGUGCCAAGCACAAGUGGAACAUUCGAAAAAGGAAUAAAUUCACCUGAUGUUGAUGCCUAUUUUACAGAAGGCCGGAAAUAUCGAUUUAAAAUUGAAAACAGUGCACCUCAUGGUGUUAACAAGACAGUUCUGGUUAUUCAUCGCGACGUGUUUACUCCAAGUUUUCAGUAUAUUGUUGAACUGAAUAUAUACAAGACUGCUUAUAUUAACCAAAAGAAAGCUGUUGGUCGUGCCUCCUUUAUGUUUCAAGUUAACCAAUCACCAGAGAAAGGAAGCUGUGAAGUUAUGGUGUUGCAUGGCCAUGAGUUGGCCACAAAGUUCACUAUAAAAUGUAAAAAAUGGGAAAGUGAGAAACCUAUCACAUACUCGAUGCAAAUUCGAGUUUGCAACCUGACACAACAAAAACUCGAUAUAAAAUAUGACAUGAUUCUCUCAACAAGACGACACAGAUUCAAUUUUUUUCUACCGUUUAUAUCAGAUGUUGAAGGAUACUUAAACAAAAAACGGGAAGUGUAUGUUCGCGUAACUGUGGAAAACUCUCUUGGUUCUCGUUUGGUUUUGUGUAAGUUAAUGAUAAUGCUUGAGAAAAAUUCAUCCAUAGAUGACAGUUACAUAUUUCAGAGGGCACAAAGCAUUCUAGCUAUUCGAAGGUUUGAUAAUCCAAGUGAAACAAUGUAUGAAUUGACCAUGUUGACUGUGAAAUUGAACAGUUUAAAGCCAACAGAAAGGACGAAAGAGACAAAACAAAUUAUAUGUGAUUUAGUUGAAACACUCGCACCUAAGGUUUCAGUACUAAUGCUUGCAAAUUGGAUGAAGCUAUUGAGUUGGAAUUUAGAGCAAGUAAAGAAAAGUUACGUUGAAGUUCCUGAAGAAUGCAUGGAAAAAGUGAUUCGUGUAACGAGAAGGAUUGUUGAAAACCCAACAUAUAAAUGUUUGUUUGAACAUAAUGGAGGCCAUCAUAAUUUUGUUGAUGACAUGUACAAAGUAUUUUUAAAGAUACUUUUGUUUUAUAAAAAGAACAAUAAUGAAAUUGGAAAACAAAAGAUUGUCACCAUGAAAAAAAAGUUUGCAGCAAAAGUGGCGCAUGCGUAUUAUAGUGAUGAAACGUAUAUAUACUUUACAUCAUUGGAAAUGAAGGCUAUCGGUUUGAAAACAUCACAAACAAAUGUAAACAUUGAAAGACUUGUUGAAAUUAACAUACAAGAAAAUAGUGUACAGCGACAGGAUAUUGAAACAUGCUACGAUGUGUAUGCAGUCACCUACACAAAUAUUUUUAAUGUCACAGUUAAGGAGAGUGUUCUUUUAUCAGAUAUAAUGAUAUCCGACUGUUCGAAUAAGAAGGAAACUAAAACACCUGUGACUUAUCACGCCCACUUACCUGUACAGAAUGACCAUGUGAAAUUAUUGUUGCGAUGGAAGGAGGUCAACAGACAUGAUGUAAAUUUUACUAGUUACACAGAUGCUACUCAUAUACUGGUCAAUUUUUAUGAAAUAUGUGCAAAUCACGAACAUUUCUUCAUUGAUAUUACCUUAAGAAAUUACAAUGGUUCAUAUAUUCGAAAAAUAUCUUACCCACAACAUUGUAGCAGCAAGUCAUGCAGUAUAUACUUUGCUGGGAAAACUUUAAAUCCUGGUUCAUAUGCUUUGUCGUUAGAGAUAAAGUCUCCUCAUCGAAAGGUUGUCAAACAACCAUGGUUUAACUACACUCUCUCAAUUGUUACUCCUCAUUGUGAAAGUCAUACGAAUUUUAAACCGACCAAAAGUUGUGAAGUGACGGCCUUGUCAACAAUUAAUCAAAUUGUAUGCAGAUGUCAAGGUUCGGCUUUAGUUUCGGGCUACAUGACUUCUAUACCGCAUUUGAUGACUGUCCAAUCCGUCAAUUAUAGAAUGUUUGGUAGCAUGGUUCCAGUAUUCAGUGUAUGUGCUGCAUUCUUCAUCUACCUUCUACUUGUCUUAUGGUAUUGGGAUGUAAAAAGUACCUUCUCUGAGACAGUCAGUGAGCAUCCAGAAAACCAUCCUUGCGAUAUUUACAAAUACAACAUAUUAAUUGAAACAGGCUUUAUGUCUGGUGCUGGUACAAGUGCUCGUGUUUGUGCGGUGAUGCACGGAACAAAAGGACAUUCAGAAAAACUUGAACUGACAAAUAACAAUGUUGACUUGUUUCAGAGAGGUGCAACUGAUAUGAUUCUAAUCAGUUGUCCUCAACACCUUGGAAAGUUGACUUAUUUAAACAUCUGGCUUAAUAAUCAAGGUACCUCUCCGGACUGGUACAUCAAGCAAAUUAUUGUCAAGGAUAUGUCGACCGGGGAAAUUUCUUACUUUCCAUUUCAUAACUGGUUUUCGUUAUCGAGAGGAGUUCGUCAGCUUAGCUGUCGACUUGUUGCUACAGAAAAGUCGUGCCAUUCAAUUAUCCAGAAUGUUUUGGAGAAGUUUUUGGAUUAUCACAUGUGGCUAUCAAUCACAGUUGGUCCAACUAAGUCAAGUUUCUCUACUUUUGAGAGGUUAUCAUGUGUAAUGUCAUCAAUCGUGUUAUAUUUCGUGACAGCCAUUGUUCUGUUUCAUGACAUCAUUAAGCAGAAUGAUGAACUGCUCAGUAUUCUGCACAUCAAAUCCAGCCAGGUCAUUCUUGUUGCGUUUUUCAUUGUGUGCACGCAACUCCCGCUUCUACUUGUGUUGUCAUGUUUCUUUCGAAACAGUUUACUGGUCAAUAAAUCGCGAAAAUCUAAGCAACAUAGGAGGAGGGGGAUAAAAAGGAGUAACAAAGUGAUGGAUUCUUAUGAUGUCGAUGCAGGAAUCAACUCUGGUUUGGAGACAAAGCAACUGGGAGCAAUGUAUUACAAUACUGUUCUUCAAGAGCAAAUUAGUUUGUAUAAUCUUGCUGUUACAUCAGAAUCCGAGAAAACAAAUUUUGCAGUUGCGUGGACAUUUGACUUACCCUAUCACGUUCGGACAGUAGCUUCCAUUGCCACCUUUCUUAUCAUAAUACUUGGAAUGUUAUACAUUUGGUGGAGGUCGCUUAGUUUACCAACAGAUUUAGUAACCACCUGGAUGCAGUUGGUGUGCAUGGCAAUAUCAUUUGAUAUUUUUGUUGUCAGUCCUGUUGUGGCCUUAGUUCAGUGUUGCCUGUCUCAAGUUUGUAAAUGUUGGGGAACAAACUAUGAAUAUUUGUUUAACAUCAAUUCGACAUGUUUGAAGAACAACAAAUUUGACAUGGCGAAAUCUGAUGACAGUGUAAAGGCGUUGGCUGUACGACACAGAGCAAGAUUUAUUCGUUAUGCACAACCAAUACCAACAUCUGAACUGAAGAAGAAGAAAAAUAAGUUGGGAAAGAAACUGAAAUUGAAGAAGGUUGUGAAGAGAGUCAUUCUGGGUGUUGGCUUGUUGGUAAUGUGUGGUGUGAUCAUCUCACAAGAGAAAAUACACGACGUUGCAGAAGCGAGAACAUUUGUGCGAAAUAAAUUACUGGUAGAUACCUUGACCAAUGUUAUAACAAGAAAAGAAUUUUGGUCCUGGAGCGAAGCAAUAUUGCCUAAUUUUAUUUCUUAUGAGAACUGGCAUUGGUCAUUUGAUAAUAUCAAGAGACAACAUACAUUUGCCUUGAGAACAAUUGGAGUUGUACUGAUGGAUAGAAGAAUCGAUGGCGUCAUAGAAUCUACACCAAUCGUUGGUAAUAAAAGUGCUAUUGUGGCGAUGCUACAGAAAAUGAAGAUAGAAGAUUAUUUUAGUAAAGAAGUUGAUCUGGUUACAUUCAAAACAAACGUGAUGAGUAUUUUUAAUGGCAACCCGAUGUAUAGUUCGGUCAAAAUCUCAUUUAAACAACAGCCCACUGGAAUAUUAAUUAACACCGAAGAUGUUCAAACAGUCUACGCUAAUUUUACGAAUACUACAGAAAAGACUUGUGUCAUCAUAUGUCAAGCUUUGCUUGGUCUACUUCUUUGGAUUAUGAUCUUUGACAUUUAUCACAAAUCAUUGGAAACAUCUUGGAGUGGGUUGUUACGUUUGACAACCAUUUUAAACACUGUGUUACUUAUCUGUGGUACCAUCGUUAGCUUAUCCAGCAUUUUGGAAUUUGUCUGCGGAUAUUAUUUGCAGGACAUUCUAGAUUUAAUGGAGUUUGAUGACCACGAAAGUCAUGACAUAUAUGUCAACAUAUUAAAUCUCGUUUUAUUCAAACAGUUUAUUUACCACACAAAGGCGAUUUUGUUCUUCACUGUUGCUGUCAAAAGCCUUGCUCUCUUUAAACUAUGUUCUGUAACAUAUAUGUUAUUAAAAGUUAUGAAGGAUGCCAGUAAGAAAGUAGCUUCGUACAUGGUUUUCAUCCUUAUUCUUAUUCUGGGAAGUUCACAUGCGUGGUAUCUUCUGUGUUUAACGCGCUCAGAUAUAUACAAAAACUUUGGAGAUGCUUUCAAAUACGUGUGCUUUCAUUUACCUCAUAUGCGUUUGACCACGCAAGAUAUUAAUAGCGAACUUUCAAGUUUUUAUAUCUUGUUGAGCACUUUCACUUCUGUUUUGGUUUGGCUGGCGGUUAAAAUGAGCUGCAUCUUCUUUUUUGGACUUGUAACAAGACACAAGAAAAAAUUGGCUGGCAAAAAAAUCAUAACAAUCUCUUGGAUGCUACGAAAGGGUUGGGUUCUUCUCGGCGGAUUGCGCAGUUUAAAGAAAUUUUGGAGAAAGAAAAGAAAAGCAAAACACAGCAAAAUUCCAAAGAAGCACAUUUUCGAGGAAAUCGACUACCAACUUGAAGAGAUGUUAUAUCGUGUGAACAAACUCGUUGAACGGAAUGAUGACUGUUCGGAUGACGAAUUCGAAAAAAGCUGCAUCGAAUCUUCUUCAUAUUUCACUGAUGAACCUUCAACAUCUGCUGGUGGUACAACAACAAACAACUCCUCACCUACACCCAAUGUUAAGCAACCACUCAAUACGUCACUUAGCCGAACUAAAAAUUCUUUACAGCGAGAUGAGCUAGUGAAUCAGAACCGGCAUGAAAAAUCGGCCGAAUCAGAAAAGGUUUUGUCUUUAUCUCGAAACCAAGAUAAAAGCAUUCUUCAACCAAAGCUAUCAAAUUUAUACCCACUAAAACAUCAGCCAAAUAUCUUAAUGGAUGAAAGAAAUUCAAACGGGGUCACUUUUAAAAGAUUUUCUUUAACAAGUAUAAUGGAAUGCAGCACAAAUAACACAACAUUGAAUUCUCCCGCUAAACAGAUGCACCCAAAAAUAGAUGAGGGCCGUGAGUUCAGUCGUAUCAAAAUGGUACCACGCGAGAACAAUGAAGAUGAUUAUAUUUCUAAUAUACGGAAAAGUUUAGAGCGACUUGAAACUUCCGUAAAAACCAUAUCGCCUCAAGAAUCUCAAAACAGAUUGGAAGAUAUUAAGCAUCAAGAAGAAAUUUACCAUGACUUGAAAUUACACGGAGAUUCGAAAACCGAAGAAGCGAAGCAGACACAACGCCCCUUGUCUUCUGUCAAUGAUAGUGGCGUGGACUCGUUUAACUCCAGCAUAAACAUGCUUUCUGGAAGUGAUAACAAAGGUCAAUUUUAUUUCGACAAUCAUUUAAAGUUUGAGUUGGGUCGAUCUUUAAAUCAAGUAAAAAUGUCUGAUGAUAAUUUGGAGUCGGGGAGAAGACAGGCGGAAAUAUACAGAAAACUGAAAAAGAUACACUCCACACGUUGCGAUAUUCCUGAAGAGUGAUGGAUUUUUUGUUUGCUGUAAUCUUUUUUUUUUGUUUCGGUUGCGGAAAAAAAAUCAUUACGUAAACGGAGGUAACUACAUUUAACUGGUGGCUAUUAGAUUUAAAAUUUUGUAUUCGUCAUUAGGAUAAAACCCGUUCAUUUUUUAUUACAAGCUCUUAUACGCAAUCUGUCUAAAGUGUAAAUGUUUCAACAGACAUAAUCUAAGGUAAACAUAUUCGCAGUCGUAGAAGUUCUAAAGUAGAAAAAACUCUACUGACCAGGCAUUUUUUUGCACCGAUAGCUAUUCGCUAUAUAGACACAUUUCACUUUACAAAAACUUCAAGAUAUUCUGAGUAUUCAGGUACAAAGUCAGAAAUAUAUUUUAUAUAUAGCAGAGAUAAUGUUUUAAUAUAUUACGAAAUUAUAAAUUUUUAAGAGAAUUGUUGUGAAGUGUACUGCCGAAUUUUAAGGUGACAACACUCGAUUUUGUUAUCUUCUAAAGUAGUGCUUAGAUUUCCAACGGAAUAUAUUUUUAUGUACGAAGUUUUUUUAAUCAGAAUUCAAAUGUAUAAAGAUGGAAAGUUUUUAUUAAACACUUUGUUAAACAU